This is a messenger RNA of Alosa alosa (allis shad), 2097 nucleotides long. RefSeq names its product ADP-ribosylation factor-like 4Ca (gene arl4ca). Gene Ontology annotation, cellular component: cytoplasm. NCBI's taxonomy places the organism in Eukaryota, Metazoa, Chordata, Actinopteri, Clupeiformes, Clupeidae. Gene Ontology annotation, molecular function: GTP binding; GTPase activity. Bases 525 to 1103 code for a protein of 192 amino acids. Gene Ontology annotation, biological process: intracellular protein transport; endocytic recycling. The record is from RefSeq and is a predicted model, not a curated record. The transcript has 2 exons.
CACGCACCAGCCGCACUGGAACUGCCCGUCGUGCAAGACGGAGGUAACGAAAGGAGCGUGUCUCCCUCUCAACUCUGGCCGUGGUUUGGGGCUGGUUUCCACCUCAGGGACGACUGUGUCGCUGCGUGUAAACCUCGGAAGAGACUGUUCUACCCGCAGUGCCGCUGAGUUGUCGGCCGUCUGUGUCAGUACACCGAAAACAAGAUUCGUAUUCUGCUGCAACCACUGCUCCCUUCUCAGGCAUCCUCCCUGCCGACAGACAUCGGGAGACGGGUGCUGUGGCACUGAUGCCAGACGCUCUCUUGCUGUUGUGUGGCGUGGGAGUCGGCGAAGGAGGCCGUGGGUAGGCUACAGGAUCAUGUCUUUGGGUUGAUUUUGCAUCUGUAUCGUUUGACUGGUCGCUUGCUUGAAGUCGCAGGUGGGGAUCAGCUAUUUCUGUGGAUUCUUUGACAUUCACGCACCUUCCAAGUGUAGGACUAUUCUAAUGAUUCCUUGCAUUGGUAUUUUUGCUUAGCCUGCGUAAAAUGGGGAAUAGUUUUUCUAACAUCGCCGCAUUUCAGUCCCUGCACAUAGUGAUGUUAGGACUAGAUUCUGCGGGCAAAACGACUGUCCUCUAUCGACUCAAGUUCAACGAAUUUGUCAACACUGUUCCUACCAUCGGAUUCAACACCGAAAAGAUUAAACUGAGCAAUGGCACCGCGAAGGGUAUUAGUUGUCACUUUUGGGAUGUGGGUGGCCAGGAGAAGUUGCGACCUCUGUGGAAGUCGUACAGUAGGUGCACGGAUGGAAUCAUAUACGUUGUGGACUCCGUGGAUGUGGACAGAUUGGAGGAGGCAAAGACAGAGCUACACAAAAUCACCAAAUUUGCCGAAAAUCAGGGGACUCCUCUCCUGGUGAUUGCAAAUAAGCAGGAUCUUCCGAGAUCUCUUCCUGUUUCCGAUAUUGAGAAACACCUGGCUCUUCACGAGCUCAGCCCGUCCACCACGUACCACGUCCAACCCGCAUGCGCCAUAAUUGGCGAGGGACUUCACGAGGGUAUGGACAAAUUGUAUGAAAUGAUUGUGAAACGGAGAAAAAGUUUGAAGCAGAAGAAGAAACGAUAACGGCUCAAUAAUGACAUCAUGAUAUCACUAGAAAAAAGAAAUGUAACAUUGCUGCUGCUUGAGGAUGCUGUGUUUGGCAGGAUUGAAGAGAUUUUGUGUGUGCCGUGAUUAAGUUUUAAUUAUUCUAAUUAUUCAAGAUUUAUUGUAAUUAUUGCUGAUUUUCAGCGUGUUGCAAGUUAAAAAGAAUGGAACUUAAAUGCUGUUGCCAACCACCUUUAGUUAACUAAGUUUAGGAAAAGCAACUGGCAUUCACAAUCAAAAAAAGUUUAAACGGGCUGGUUCCUGUUCGUUGCUGCUUGACAAUUUCAAAAAGUUGGUGUCACGGUUAGUAUGUGAAUGGUGAUAGCCUUGAAGCGUCCCCCGUAAAGACCACAUCCCACACAGCAUCACUAGUGGCUAUCUCACAACAGUGAUCCAUUGUUUGUAUUUUUGUUUUGUGUUCUUUUGUAUCUUUUAGUGACAUGCAGAAGAUUUGUUUUACUGUACUGACUCCUCUCACCCACGUUGCACAUCAUGCCUAUAGCUGAGUGGUUAGAUCCCAGGAAGCAGGUGGUACUGGAAGUGAUCUGGCCCAGACAUGGCAAGACUGGGUGUGUCCCAGGCCAGACAGACCAGCACCAGGGUCAUCUCCUAGCAGGGUUAGGGUUUGCCUUUAUUUUCUAUGACUGUAAAUCACUUGCCCUCUGAAUGCCUUUUGGGUUAUGAGUCGUGAUUUUUGAGAAGGCUGCCAUAUUUAUUUCAUGUUCAAGAUGUUCAUAGUGCACAUCGGAGCACUUUCCAGAUGUUGUCUAGUACACCUUAUGAUUUAAAGUUGGACUGUUCAUUGCACACAAAACCAAAAAGUUUUUAUUUACAUUUUUAUAUCCUAAAGUGUUUGCAGUAAGAUUGUGUGACGCUGAUGACGAUACUGCUCCCUAAGUGAAGAUUGCACCUGGGUAUUGUUUAAAAUUGAUGUAGAAGCAAAAAGAAAUAAAAAAGAGAUGACUAAGCUUUA